Molecule: messenger RNA, 1715 nt
Organism: Phragmites australis (common reed)
Lineage: Eukaryota; Viridiplantae; Streptophyta; Magnoliopsida; Poales; Poaceae
Product: dnaJ protein homolog
Exons: 6
Coding region: 183-1442 (419 amino acids)
Biological process (GO): response to heat; protein refolding
Cellular component (GO): cytosol; cytoplasm
Molecular function (GO): Hsp70 protein binding; ATP binding
Source: RefSeq, a predicted model, not a curated record
CGCAUCGGCCGUGGCAAACCCUCUCUUCCCAGUCCGCUCGUUCCGCCAGCUUUGACGGCCUCCUCCCCUCCGCUCCUCCUGCUCCUCCCAUCCCACUCACCAGCAGGGGCGGCGGCGGCGGCGGCGGCGGCGGCGGUUAGGGUAUCCCCACCUCGGUGAGCGGCGCCAGCGGCGGCGACAAGAUGUUCGGGCGAGCGCCGAAGAAGAGCGACAACACCAAGUACUACGAGAUCCUCGGGGUGCCCAAGACUGCCUCCCAGGAAGACCUCAAGAAGGCCUACCGCAAGGCCGCCAUCAAGAACCACCCCGACAAGGGCGGCGACCCCGAGAAGUUCAAGGAGCUUGCACAAGCUUAUGAGGUUUUGAGUGACCCAGAGAAGCGUGAGAUUUAUGAUCAGUAUGGUGAAGAUGCCCUUAAGGAAGGAAUGGGUGGAGGAGGAGCCCAUGUCGAUCCGUUUGACAUCUUCUCAUCAUUCUUUGGACCCUCUUUUGGAGGAGGUGGUGGCAGCAGCAGGGGAAGGAGGCAAAGGAGGGGAGAAGAUGUAGUCCAUCCACUUAAAGCUUCUCUAGAAGAUCUUUACAAUGGUACCUCGAAGAAGCUCUCCCUUUCGCGCAAUGUCAUCUGCUCCAAGUGCAAGGGCAAGGGCUCCAAGUCUGGUGCUUCAAUGAGGUGCCCAGGUUGCCAGGGUUCAGGCAUGAAAGUCACUAUACGCCAGCUGGGGCCUUCCAUGAUACAGCAAAUGCAGCAGCCUUGCAAUGAAUGCAAGGGGACUGGAGAGAGCAUCAACGAGAAGGAUCGCUGCCCAGGGUGCAAGGGCGAGAAGGUCAUUCAGGAGAAGAAGGUUCUGGAGGUUCAUGUUGAGAAGGGGAUGCAACAGAACCAGAAGAUCACCUUCCCUGGUGAAGCUGAUGAGGCGCCUGAUACUGUCACCGGAGACAUUGUAUUCGUCCUCCAGCAGAAGGAUCACUCCAAAUUCAAAAGAAAGGGCGAUGAUCUCUUUUAUGAGCACACCUUGUCUCUGACUGAAGCUCUCUGUGGGUUCCAAUUUGUUCUUACACAUCUGGACAACAGGCAGCUUCUCAUCAAGUCAAACCCUGGUGAAGUUGUUAAGCCUGAUCAAUUCAAGGCGAUAAACGAUGAAGGGAUGCCAAUUUACCAGAGGCCUUUCAUGAAGGGGAAGCUCUACAUUCAUUUCACGGUGGAGUUCCCUGACUCGCUGGCACCAGAACAAUGCAAGGCUCUUGAGGCAGUACUUCCGCCAAAGCCUACAUCCAAGCUGACCGAUAUGGAGCUAGAUGAAUGCGAGGAGACAACUAUGCAUGAUGUCAACAACAUCGAGGAAGAGAUGCGUAGGAAGCAAGCUCAUGCUGCCCAGGAAGCAUAUGAGGAGGAUGACGAGAUGCCUGGAGGAGCCCAAAGAGUGCAGUGUGCACAGCAGUAAGCAGAGUAUAUCAUCUUGGGACUUCUCAUUGCUGCACACGAGAAGAAACUCUUCAGGUUUGCAGUAAAUUUUUUGGACCCAGUGGAUCUCUCUGGUUUUGUUGUCGCAAGUUACCAAAUAGCGAAGCUGAUUCUACCCCAUAAGCAGGGACUGUAUCCUUUUUGUUGCAACUGAAAAAUGCUAUCCAGGAAUAGCUGAUUACUUUAACUAUGUUGUGAGACUUCGUUAGAGUGCUUUCUAUAAAGUCAACUUGAUAUUCGUUGAAUGCUACAA